AUGUUUGAAACAUUUAUUGUAAUAAUAUUUUACUCCAUUCCAGUGGAUACUCAAGAAAAACUGUUCCCAGAAAUAUCGGAUUUGUUUGAAACGUUUAACGAUCCCUUAAACAUAGAGCCAGUGGGAGAAGUUGUGGUUAGAAAUAUUUCAGUAGAUGUAGAAAAAAUUGAUAUACGCAAGUUGAAAAACAAGUUGAGCGUCAAGACAAAUUUGACGGAUGUGUUACCUGACAUUUACCUUAACGAGACGAGAAGAUUAGAUCGAGUCGGGAGCAAAAGGGAAUUCUAUGCUGCUUCAGAGCUUGAGGUGAAGAUUAAGCUUCUAGACCUGAUGCUGCAACUCAUAUAUAUGGCCAGGCACAAACUGAAACGUCUUGAAGCUGAAAAGUACUUCAAUCCUAAAGAUACUUCGUAUCGAAUUGCGUUCUUGUAUCGUCGCUUAAUAAGAAUUUACAAGAGAAUGACGGAUGUUUAUACAACGAUGUGGAACAAGAGAAUAAUCACUGAAAUUUGUAGACAUUUCCACCUGAUGGGCGCACAUCUACUUCUCCAUCAUAAGGCAGCCAAGCUCCACGUUGACUUUCUUUACCUCUGGUGGGUACUGGUGAAGCUACAUGAGAAAUUCUGCUUAGCAUAUGGACUACCUAACUAUGUCCCUGAUGUUAUAUAG
Messenger RNA from Leptosia nina, 669 nucleotides. The record is from the annotation of a GenBank genome assembly. Lineage: Eukaryota; Metazoa; Arthropoda; Insecta; Lepidoptera; Pieridae.